AUGAAACGAGACGCGGAAGCCAACAACUCAGACUCGCCGGACAAGUAUCCUAAAUGCACGGCUGAAAAGGAAGGAGCAGACCAAGAGCCUGCAACCAUCAGCCCUAGCUCAACUCGAUUGGAUAGACAAUUGAGGCUUUGGGGGAACUGGGGCCAAGAGCGUCUCAAGGAUGCGGGAGUAGGGAUUUGCGAUUCGUCUGCUACUUCGACUCAAAUCGCCAAGAAUUUAAUCUUAUCUGGAGCAAAGUCUGUCUUGAUGAUGGAUACAGCCAAAGUCCGCCAAUCAGAUAUCGGAAAUAACUUCUUUUUAGAGCAAGCAAGCUUAGGAAAAACUCGUGCGGAAGAGUCUGGUAAAUUACUCGAGCAAUUAACUUCAACAUUCAAAUAUCAUCCAGUUUAUUGGCAUGACUGGGAAUUCUAUAACGAGGAUUUCUGGUGCGAAUUGGAAGACAUAGAUGCAUUAGCAGACUGGAAUGCCUUCAUCGGUGUCCGAAUGGUCAAAGCCGACGAAGAGGUCACCAGUCGCUUCGGCUGGGGAUUCAAUGUACCCACUUUUUCGGUUCAGACUUGUGGCCUGGUGGCAAGUAUUCGGCUCCAGAUUCGAGAACUAUAUGUUUUCCAAACGCCUUCCGACUCCUUUGUCGAUCUUCGAUUGGAUUGUCCCUUUCCAUCCCUCUCUACAUUCGCAAACUCGUUCGAGAUGGACAAGAUGAACCAUCGUGAGCAUGCGCACGUUCCGGCCGUUGCAAUAAUCGUCCACUAUUUGGAAAGGUUCAAGUCUAAACAUGACGGGAAGCUACCUCAAGAUUCGACUCAGCGAGCGGAAUUAAAGGAGAUGAUCUUGGCUGAGAAGAGAGACGUGGAUGAAGAGAACUUUGAUGAAGCGGUGAACUUGAUUGGGAAUGCAUGUCAACCAACCGAAGUGCCCACACACAUCCAAGAAUUAUUCGAUGAUCCUUACUGCGAUAAAGCACCCUGGUUCGACGGAAGCUUUUGGUUACUGGUCAAGACUUUACGAGAAUUUGUCAAACGGGAUCCCAACCAUCAGCUACCUUUAUCCGGGGCCAUCCCAGACAUGAAAUCCAAUACGAAAAACUAUGUCAAGAUGGAAUCAAUUUAUCGUCAAAAAGCUUCAGAAGACCUGCAAACUUUCAAUAGUAUAUUGGACGACGUCAAAGACUCAUCAGAACCUGAUGACGAUGACAAUGACGAUGACAAUGGCGAAACGGAAACUGAGUCGGGAUUCCAUCACUAUGGUCCCGAAUAUCAGCUCUCUUCGGAAAUGAUCGAGACUUUUGUGAAAAACUGUGCACACAUACGUUUGAUCCGAGGAAGCAAAUAUACCAAUGAUCAGCCCAAAGAUUUGAUGCUCAAGUUCAGCAAGGAAUGUGAACCUGGUAAUCAAGAAUUCACCGCAAAUUGGUUUCUAGGAUUUCAAGCAUUGUCCGCUUAUCGGUUGGCCAAACAGGGCGAAUAUCCUGGGAUGCGGAAGGGACAAGAAGAACAUGAUUUCAAUUCCCUUUCAGAAAUCGCACUCAAAGAUUUAAUCCGACGUGGGUGGGACAAGGACGAGAAAAAGGUACCUGAAAAACUUGCAAAGGUAUUGAAAGAAAUGGUCAGAUCGUCUGGGUCGGAAUUACCACACAUCUCAAGUAUAGUGGGUGGUUUAGUUUCGCAAGAAGUGAUCAAAAUGACCACAGGACGGUAUGUGCCAAUGAACGGGAUUUGCAUCUUUGAUGGCUAUAGAUCAACAACUGGAGUCCUAGAAUUCUAACAAGUCCCUGGAAAACUUCAUCACAAUGUAUACCUUGUCUCUGCACAUCUUGUGCUUUGUUGCUUUGUGAAACUAUUUGUUGCAGCAAAGAUCACUGCCACUAAGCAUUCACUUUUGCACAUUGGUCCCAAUGUGGAAACAAAAA
This is a messenger RNA of Puccinia graminis f. sp. tritici CRL 75-36-700-3, 1918 nucleotides long. RefSeq lists its product as uncharacterized. Gene Ontology annotation, cellular component: cytoplasm. Lineage: Eukaryota; Fungi; Basidiomycota; Pucciniomycetes; Pucciniales; Pucciniaceae. The transcript is spliced from 8 exons. The coding region runs from base 1 to 1773 and encodes 590 amino acids. The record is from RefSeq and is a predicted model, not a curated record. Gene Ontology annotation, biological process: protein neddylation. Gene Ontology annotation, molecular function: NEDD8 activating enzyme activity.